Ipomoea nil (Japanese morning glory) is the source of this 708-nucleotide messenger RNA. RefSeq names its product UPF0161 protein At3g09310. The record is from RefSeq and is a predicted model, not a curated record. Bases 50 to 517 code for a protein of 155 amino acids. NCBI's taxonomy places the organism in Eukaryota, Viridiplantae, Streptophyta, Magnoliopsida, Solanales, Convolvulaceae. The transcript is spliced from 5 exons.
AGAAUGGUGACCCAUUGAUAUCUUUCCUCUGAUAAACUCGUGUCAAAAAAUGGCGCUCGCGGUAUCCCUAAACUGUACCCUCUUUCACAAACCAUUUUCUCCACCGAACCCUAAUUUCAAUUCCCCUUUAGUUUCUCCUAACCAAAUUCGUCACUUCAAUCAUCUCUUUCCCAACAAAAAAAUAAGGUGGGCGAAGGAGAGUCGUUUGGUUAUUGCUAAUGGGGCAGAGAAAGACUCCAGCCAUAGCAGCUCUCAAGAUGAGGAAGUGAAUAAUUUGGGGGUUAAAGCUGCAUUGUCUAUGCUCAAGUUCUACAAAAGAGAAAUCUCACCAUUGUUGCCAAAUAGCUGUCGAUACAUUCCUACAUGCAGUGAGUAUUCCAUGAUUGCUUACAAGAAAUAUGGAGUUGUGAAGGGGACAGUCUUGACUGCUUGGCGUCUCUGUCGCUGUAAUCCUCUGGGAGGAUCUGGCUUCGAUCCCCCGAGAUGGUUUGAUGAGGCAAGUCCACCGGAGCAAUGAGCAUUUUGACAGUAGAUUUUGGUUCCUUCAUUAUACAAAUUAAAUCAUGUUUGCAUCUUCAUUGCAUAUAUAGCAGCAUUUUGACAGUAGAUUUUGGUUUUCCUGAUAUUGAUAUCUCUUCUUCUAUUACAAGUUGCCACAUUAUUCCUUUGUAGAAAAAAAUGGCAUCUGACAUCUGAUCAGAAAAAAAA